This is a messenger RNA of Fomitopsis serialis, 399 nucleotides long. RefSeq lists its product as uncharacterized. Gene Ontology annotation, molecular function: structural molecule activity. The annotation marks the transcript as partial. The transcript has a single exon. Gene Ontology annotation, cellular component: COPII vesicle coat; endoplasmic reticulum exit site. The record is from RefSeq and is a predicted model, not a curated record. Gene Ontology annotation, biological process: COPII-coated vesicle cargo loading; endoplasmic reticulum organization; endoplasmic reticulum to Golgi vesicle-mediated transport. NCBI's taxonomy places the organism in Eukaryota, Fungi, Basidiomycota, Agaricomycetes, Polyporales, Fomitopsidaceae.
GCCUCGUUUUUCGCGACAAUCAGUUCGGGACCCUCAUCUGUGGCUUCGGAGGCUCUGCAGAGCAACACAUUCAAGAUUUAUCCGCCCGACGAGUCGGCGACUGACCGUCUGGUCACAAAGGCACUCGUUCUCGGCGACUUCGAUUUCGCUGUCUCUCUCUGUCUCUCUUCGAGACCCUUCGCAGAUGCCAUUCUUCUUGCGGUCAAGGGCGGUCUGCAGCUCCUGCAGAAGACGCAGAAGGCAUACUUUGAGAGCCAGACAAUCGCUCUGCAGUACCUACGCCUCUUCCAGUCGAUCGUCACCAGCGAUCUUGCAGGGAUCUCGAUAUACGGCGCACGCGCUUGCCCUGCAGACAUUCGUCGAAGACGUCACGGUGUUCUGCCGCACGAUCAAAUAUGA